ACCCACCCGAGCCCCUCCCUCCCCCCACCCUGCCCCCCUCCCUGGCCCCAGGGUGUCCCCCCCCAGCCCCGCCCCGGGGGCCCUCCAUUUCCCGCUUGCCUCCCGCCGUGCCCGGACGCCUGGAGCCGCCGCGAUGUCCCCACCGGUGCCAGCGCUGACCCCGGAGCAGAAGAAGGAGCUGGCGACCAUCGCCCAGCGCAUCGUCGCCCCCGGGAAGGGCAUCCUGGCUGCCGAUGAGUCAACUGGCAGCAUCGCCAAGCGGCUGAGCUCGGUGGGGGCGGAGAACACGGAGGAGAACCGCCGCUGGUACCGGCAGCUGCUCUUCACGGCCGACAGCCGCGUGGACCCCUGCAUCGGCGGCGUCAUCCUCUUCCACGAGACCCUCUACCAGAAGGCGGACGAUGGGCGCCCCUUCCCCCAGGUCAUCCGCAGCAAGGGCGCCCUCGUCGGCAUCAAGGUGGACAAGGGGGUCGUGCCCCUGGCCGGCACCAAUGGCGAGACCACGACCCAGGGGCUGGACGGGCUGAUGGAGCGCUGCGCCCAGUACAAGAAGGACGGGGCCGACUUCGCCAAGUGGCGCUGCGUCCUCAAGAUCUCCGAGCACACGCCCACGCGCCUGGCCAUCAUGGAGAACGCCAACGUCCUCGCCCGCUACGCCAGCAUCUGCCAGCAGAACGGCAUCGUCCCCAUCGUGGAGCCCGAGAUCCUCCCGGACGGUGACCACGACCUGAAGCACUGCCAAUACGUGACCGAGAAGGUGCUGGCGGCCGUCUACAAGGCGCUGAGCGACCACCACGUCUACCUGGAGGGGACGUUGCUGAAGCCCAACAUGGUGACGCCGGGCCACGCCUGUACCAAGAAGUACAGCCCCGAGGAGAUCGCCAUGGCAACCGUCACCGCGCUGCGCCGCACCGUGCCCCCCGCCGUCCCCGGCAUCACGUUCCUGUCGGGGGGGCAGAGCGAGGAGGAGGCGUCGCUCAACCUCAACGCCAUCAACCGGUGCCCGCUGGCGCGGCCCUGGGCCCUCACCUUCUCCUACGGGCGGGCGCUGCAGGCCUCCGCGCUGCGCGCCUGGGCCGGCAAGAAGGACAACACCAAGGCGGCCCAGGAGGAGUACGUCAAGAGGGCCCUGGCCAACUCCCAGGCCUGCCAGGGCAAAUACACCCCCAGCGGCCCGGCGGGCGCAGCCGCCAGCGAAUCCCUCUUCGUCUCCAACCACGCCUACUGACGCGUCACGCCGACGUCACGCCAGCGUCACGCCAGCGCCGAGACACUCCCAGCCCCUCCCCCCCCCACCCCGCAACCGUUUUGUCCCCGCCCCCCCCUUGUUAACGCCCCCCCCCCCCCCGCAGGACAAUAAAAUGGCGGCGGCCUGAGCAAA
Messenger RNA from Phalacrocorax carbo (great cormorant), 1381 nucleotides. The record is from RefSeq and is a predicted model, not a curated record. Lineage: Eukaryota; Metazoa; Chordata; Aves; Suliformes; Phalacrocoracidae.